Molecule: messenger RNA, 897 nt
Organism: Penicillium griseofulvum
Lineage: Eukaryota; Fungi; Ascomycota; Eurotiomycetes; Eurotiales; Aspergillaceae
Product: CAP domain-containing protein
Exons: 2
Coding region: 1-897 (298 amino acids)
Cellular component (GO): extracellular region
Source: RefSeq, a predicted model, not a curated record
AUGCGUUCUGCUGUCAUCGUUGCCGCCUUGGCGGCCGGCGCUUGUGCCAAGGUUGUUACGAAGGACGUUUUCGUGACCGAUUGGACUGUCGUCACCGUCACCGAGACUGUUACCCAGUGGCCCACCGGCACUGUCAGCACCACUCUUUCGGCCAUCCAGGAUCACACCAAGGCCGCCGUUGCUCCCCUUCCCACUACCGACGCUCCCAAGAAUGAUCCUGCUACUGAGGUUGAGACUGUUGCACCUAGCAGCACGACCACGUCGUCUUUGACCACUUCUUCGACUACUUCUUCGACCACCCAGGCCGAAGUUAAGCCUACCACUACUGCCGUUACCACCUCUGCUGCUACCACUUCGGCAUCCACGACCACCGCCGCUGCUACUACCACUGCUGCUCCCGCUCCCGGCGCUGGAAGCUCCUACCAGGAGUCCAUCCUCCACUACCACAACAUUCACCGCAGCGACCACUCUGCCCCCGCCCUGACCUGGUCCACCGACCUCGAGCAGGCUGCCAACACUCUUGCCUCGCGUUGCGAGUACGGACACGACACUUCCAUUGUGUCUGCCAGUGGAGCCUACGGUCAGAACAUCGCAUACGGUUAUGACAAGGCCUUAGUCGGUGAGAAGAUCAUCAGCGAGAUGAUGUACACCAAUGAAGCUCCCUCCUUCGCUGGCCUUUACGGUCAGGCCAGCCCUGAUAUGACCAACUUCUCUGCUUGGGGCCACUUCACUCAGAUCGUCUGGAAGGACACUACCCAAGUCGGUUGCGCUACCGUCAGUUGCUCCGAUCUGAAGAACGUUGGUGGUGCCGCGCCCUACACUGUUUGCAACUAUGGCACCCCCGGUAACUAUGCCGGCGCUUAUGCCGAGAACGUCUUGAAGCCCAAGAGCGCAUAA